AGAAACAUUAACUCCGCUCACACGGGCUGGCACUUUUUCCAAAACAAGCGCCUCACUUUCAGAGCGGAGGAAUACAUUGGACAGUGACGUGGCUAUUUAUAAGCUUGUGUGAUACGGUUUGUCGGUCUUCGUCUUCUUAGUUGUCUGUGUAAAGAAUAUUGCAAGCUACAGCGCGCAAUAAUGGCAGUGUGAAGGCGUGCAGCGGCUAUCUUUGCAGCGGCAACAACCCGGCAGUGCAACGGCUAAGUGCACUGGCUAUUUCUGGCAAAAUGGCGUCUCUCUCGGCAACCACCCUCAGCUUUGCUGCCGUCGACAGCAGUACCGAACCCCUCGACUCGAUAACGUCACCAGCAGCAGCUAUGACACUGUCCCAGCUGGACUUGGAGGACGUGGAGGCCCUGUGCUUAGAGCCCUCAUUUCUGAUGGCUGACCCCAUGGGGCCCCUUCUGGACCAUGAUGAAGAAGCUCUUUCUCCCUCUUUAAAGGUGAAGGCACCAGCUUCGCCCUCCCUCUCUUUCUCCUCCUAUACAUCCUCUUCUCCUUAUCAGACCUUGUCAUAUUCCCCACUCUCCUCUGGCUCCCCACCUCCCUCCCCCCCGCCCACUCACUCUUCCUCAUUCCUUGGGACCAAGGCUGAAACGGACCUGCUGUCCUUCUCCCUGUUGGGUGCCAGCGAUCUGCUCGACGCCCAUGUCAGAGCAGACGAUGGCAAAGAUGAUCCUCUUGAAGGCAUGGAUUGGAUGUCAGAGAAAAUUGACUUGAGUGAUUUCGACCUGGAUUCUCUCAUUGGAUCCUGCUCGUCCGAGUCUCCCAGCUCCCCAGAAGAUCUUUUGACCUCUCUGGACACUCAAGUGGAUCUGGACACCCUGGAAACACCCAUUGAUGUCCAGCCAAAUGAUCACGACGUGGAUCUGAUGUUGCCUGGCAUUCCUACCCUCCAGGUAGACACCAGUCUGUUGGCUGAGGUGGAGGCUCCUGUCCCGGAGGUUGUUGUGAAGUCGGAACCUGCGUCCCCCUCCUGUCCAGCUUUCACGUUGGAGCUCGGGAGUGAAGUCGAUGUCCAGGAUGCAGAGAAAACAGCGUCUUCCCUCACCGCGACCAUCAUCCAAGAUCCCAGCAGAAUCCUUCAGGCCUCCAACCCUAUUGUGCUCUCCAUUCCCACCUCCGGUCACUUUGUGGUUGUUCUUGCUAACGAAGGAGCCCCCUCUCUCCCCGAUCAGUCCAUCGAAAUCUCGCAGUCAAGUGACUGCGAGAGCGACUCCGGCAUAGAAUCCGUUGUCGGCUCGCCUGCACGUCAUCCCAGUCCCCCGCUCAGUUCCCCAACAUCUGGUUCCUCCAGGACCAAACCCUACUGCAAACCAGAGCCAACAGCGUCUCCCUCCCCAAAGGCCCCUAAGGUUAAAUCAGUGUCCGGCGCUCCCAAGGUGGAGAAGAAAUUGAAGAAGAUGGAACAGAACAAGACGGCAGCCACCCGUUACCGGCAGAAGAAGAGAGUCGAGCAGGAGCUGCUGAACGUAGAGUGCGACGAGCUGGAGAAGAAGAACCACGAGCUGAAAGAGAAGGCGGACUCCAUCAGCAGAGAGAUCCAGUACCUCAAAGACCUGAUGGAGGAAGUACGAAAGCACCACCGUGGAAAAACCAGCUCAGUAGCUUAGAUGGCAGAGUAGAGAUGUAGCUUUUCUGCUUCACCGGUCAUUUGCAAAGCAAAUGGAUCGUUUGGAGAAUGGUUAGGUUUCGGGAGCUUGAAGGUUGGGUAUGUGGAACUGAACAGUGAUGAGUGAAAUAGCCGGGUGAAAGGCUUAAGAUGGUUGAGAUUAGUUCAGAGCAGGGGGCUGAGAGUUGGUCAGGUGAAGCAUCUGUACAUGCUUGUCUCUCAGUCCCUUGUUUGAUCCACGUUUAUACUCCGACUCAACAUGUACAUGUGCAAACAUGUUGUGGGUUUGUAGACUAAGAAUUUGUAGUAGUGAUUAGUUCCCAGUAGUGUUGUAAGUCUAUAACUCACUGAAAAAGUUUUUUUCUUUACACUCCCAUCAAUUCCGUGUCAGACCCAAGAUCGGUAAAAUAAGUGUUGAUAAAGUGACAAAAACCUCUUGUACCAUGUAAUCUUUUUUUCUUUUCUUUAACCCAACGUCACCCCUCUGAUCGUCUCACAGCUUCAAAGUCCAGAAAGGGGCCUCGGCCUAAAUAAGUUUUUCUUAGUACACUGUCAACAUGAGUGUUGUGUGUAAAUAGUUUUCUCCUUCGCUUGCAGAGUGUGGCUUUUAUUUAAUUCUGAAAAAGAUAUAUCUUGAGCUUUUCAUCACUGACUCUUAGCUCUGGUGUUUGGCCUGUAAAACACUUUGCUUUUUGUUUUUCUAAUAAAUAUCUGGUAGUGCUCAAGCAA
Menidia menidia (Atlantic silverside) is the source of this 2383-nucleotide messenger RNA. Lineage: Eukaryota; Metazoa; Chordata; Actinopteri; Atheriniformes; Atherinopsidae. The record is from the annotation of a GenBank genome assembly.